Molecule: messenger RNA, 1857 nt
Organism: Nicrophorus vespilloides
Lineage: Eukaryota; Metazoa; Arthropoda; Insecta; Coleoptera; Silphidae
Product: protein FAM57A
Exons: 6
Coding region: 441-1505 (354 amino acids)
Biological process (GO): lipid homeostasis
Cellular component (GO): membrane; endoplasmic reticulum
Source: RefSeq, a predicted model, not a curated record
UGUCCUGUGUGUGUGUGUUACGUGUUUGUUGGUGGAGGGGUGGGUGUGUGAGAGCUGUCAUCUGUCACUAGUGGGUGAUCUUAUGGAUCGCGGGCGGCUGUCAAAACAAACAUUUUGAAUUGAACAUAACCUGAAUCGCAUCGAAAAUGGUAUCUGUCGCGAGAGCAGCGCUGGGAAUUGAUCGUCGUUAGAAUGGUCUGAGGAGAAGGAAAAAAGAAGUGAAGUGAAGUGUCGAAAGUUCGGAAAGUGCGGAGCGAGUGAAAAUUCCAGUUCGGAGAUACCAGGGAAGAACGUAAAAAAGUUUUUUUGGAGAGGACGAAGCAACAAGCGGAGAACUAGAUCCUCCAGAACUACAAUCAUCAUCAUCAUCAGCUUCUUCUUCAAUCCGUCGUAAUCUUCUCGUAGGUUUUGUGAGGAAAAAAAUAAAGGGACGAGUCAAGAUGAAACCGAAGGUGCUGUUCCCUCAGCAGCUCGCCAAGAAAGAGGCCAAAAGAUUCUACACGAUCUACCUGAACGCUCUAGUGGUGGGCGUGACCAUAGGCGCCGCCUUCUACAGCGUGUCCGACAUGGAGGCGGAGGAUAACGUCGGUCUGAGCAAGGGGUUCAGCCUGUUCGCGAUGGGCGGUCUCUUCUUCACGUCCCUGUACAAUUUCUGCGUGCACAUGACGCAGAAGACCGUCUGCGGUCAGAGAUUCAUCAAACGCUACAAGUUGAGCACGUCGGACGUGCUGGACAUCAGCAACAAGAUAGUUUCGUCGGUGCAGGCGUUGCUCUCCUGCCUCACCGGGCUCACGAUCUGCUCGUACUCGUGCAACAGGAACAUCCUGAGGACGUCCCACUUCAUAUCGCACGCCUACUCCUGGUUCGGGGCCUCCUACUUCUUCUACGACAUCUGGUCCAUGUACAAGGUGCACGUGACCACGCCCCCCGGUCAGAUAAACACGCCCUCCGCCCAGAUGAACACGCCCGUUCCGCCCCCAAAUUCCGAGUGCGCACCAAUCAGUGGACUCACCAAAUUCUUCAGGUACAUUAGAUUGAAUCCUAUCAUAGUCGGACAUCACCUGUUCAUUGGAAUAUUCGGAUUCCUGGUGAUCAUAUAUUUCCGCGGAAAUUUGGGUGAUUGCGUCUUCGGCUUCGUCUUCCUCAUGGAGGCGAGCACUCCGUUCGUCUCGUUGCGCAGCGUCCUCUCGCGAUUCAGCAUGAAAUCAACAAAAUUCUACAUCUACAACGGCUUCACCAUGCUCAUCGUCUUCUUCCUGUGUCGCGUCAUCAUGUUCCCCUACGUCAUGUACAUGUACGCUAAAAGCGUCAAUAUGGACUACAUUUCGGCGAUGAUGUCGUUGCCUACCGGAUGCAAGGUGAGCAUCUCUAUACUGAUGCUGCCGCAGCUCUACUGGUUCUACCUGAUGAUCAAAGGAGCCACGAAGAUCCUGAAAGAGCCGAAAACAAAUGGCGUAGCCGUAGUCGGCAAGAAGAAGAAGGCGGCGGCGACGGUCGAGUCGUAGUGAAAUCGAAACCAAAAUGCAAAGAAAGCGCGCUUCUCAUCGUUCGUUUCAACUAACCUUCUUUUGUUUAUUGAUUAACCAAAGUUAUUUUUUUUUGUUUUUUCGCUUUAACUUCAACAAAAAUCGUCGCCAAGGGAACCGCUUUUCGUUUUCUUAGAAACCUAACAAUCAUAUUAUUAUUAUUUUCUUUAAAUUACUGUUUGUGUUCAUGUUGGAUAGAAGUGGAGAAGAUGAUGAAAAGAAAAAUGAGAGAUAGAUGAGACAUAGAGAAAGAGAUGUUUGAAACUAGUGUCUUCCUUUUUCUAGAAUUACGCUUUUCGUUUAGGACCAAAAACGCUUUUACUUAUAUAUA